This is a messenger RNA of Pseudoliparis swirei, 3142 nucleotides long. RefSeq names its product nudE neurodevelopment protein 1-like 1b (gene ndel1b). Gene Ontology annotation, molecular function: microtubule binding. Gene Ontology annotation, biological process: microtubule nucleation; centrosome localization; establishment of mitotic spindle orientation. The transcript has 9 exons. Gene Ontology annotation, cellular component: centrosome; kinetochore; kinesin complex. The record is from RefSeq and is a predicted model, not a curated record. The coding region runs from base 1227 to 2543 and encodes 438 amino acids. Lineage: Eukaryota; Metazoa; Chordata; Actinopteri; Perciformes; Liparidae.
UUUUUGGGGGGGCGGAGGAGGUGAUUAUCCUGAUGAUAGGGUUUUUUCAUCUGAAUUACCAUGGAAACAGCGUAAUGGCCAUCUGCAGUGAUCGAUAGAAAGCACCAGAUUCCAUUCACCAUCAAUACAAAUAGAGAUCUGCUUAAUGUACUCGAUUACCUGGUAACACUGUUUUUCUUUUUGGUUUGUUCCUUGGGGCCUUUCCCCUCUUUCCCCCUCUCCACCCUCAUGGUGAUGUGGCCUCCAGUUUCCUUCGUGAUUUCCAAAGUAGUGUAAGAUGCUAUCUCAGAGGAAUGUUUCAGGAGAGGAUCGGGGGGUCCUGCCGCUGUGUCUCCAUUCUUCUGAGUCUAGACCGUCUUAGCAAGGAAAACCACAACACACCCUCUUCCGAAACCAAAGCUCGUCUGGUCAAAAUAAUAACUGCCAUUCACUAUUGAGAGUAGUUUGCUUGACCUUCAGUCCAGCAGAGGGCUUUCCUGUUCCUGUCCGUCCUAUCUGCAGGAAAUCCUUAUAAUCUCGGUUCGGAUUAUGAAUAUUCCUGAAGCUACAGCACUGAGAGCUGUGUUUACGAUGUUAAAUCAUUUCCAGGAACCUGCGUUGUUGGUCCACAUGCAUCUCAGAGUCAGGGUGUACUACCGCUCCAGGAAAGAGGAACAACAGUUCAGUUACGUGUUAUUUCUGCAAACAAGAUGGAAGAUAGAAACACAUCCGAACGGAGCUUCAACAGACAGCUUUGAUCUCUUCAGCCACACUUAAUUCACACGGAUUGAUAUGAUUAGUAAUGUUGACAUCACAUGAGCAGCAAGGUUAGAUUAAUGUUGAUUGAUAAUUUAAUGACAAUUAAUAAAGGGGGCACACUUCUACUCAGCUUCUCCCGAUGGCAACUCAGUCAGUUCAUCAUAACUCAACUUAUAAAUAAUCGGGGUCAGUGACCCGUGAGGAACUGAGGAUGUGAUGACCUAGCAACAGCACGGUCACAUGACCUGGCCGUCCUGGCUUUUUUUGUCACUUUUGCGUAAAGAGAGAUCUUAUCUUCUACGUUGAGGAAUGAUUUCAUCUUGAUUUGAGUUGUUCAGCACUGAGAUAAGAGGGGACGACACCGGGCAUGAUUCUGCAUGCCAAAGGAAACCUCUCGUGAAAAUGUCUUACCGUGUUUGAGUCACCUGCUAGUUUAGGCUUUCACUCCUCAAUGCUCGUUCUUCUGUUAACCUCAUGAGUGCAACUUCAUGUGUACGUGUAUGGUAAAUGAAACUGAUGGGAUGGAAAUCAAUAUUUACCUUUCAUCCUCAGGGUGCCCUGACAUGGAAAAAGAGAUGAUUCCCAAAUUCACGUCAAAGGAUGAGGAAGUUGAUUACUGGAAGUCCCAAGCCCUCAAAUAUAAGAAAAGCUACUACGAUGCCCAGGAGGAGCUGCAGGAGUUCCAGGAAGGGAGCCGGGAGCUGGAAGCUGAGCUGGAGGCCCAGCUCAGCCAGGCUGAACACCGCCUUCGAGAUCUCCAAACGGAGAACGAGAGACUGAAGAACGAUGUGGCCAACCUCAAGGAGAAGCUGGAGCAUCAGUAUGCCCAGAGCUAUAAACAGAUCUCUAUGCUGGAGGAUGACUUGGGCCAGACCCGCAGCAUCAAGGAGCAGCUCCACAAAUACGUCCGAGAGCUCGAGCAGGCCAACGAUGACCUGGAGAGAGCCAAAAGGGCAACGAUGGUGUCUCUUGAGGACUUUGAGGGCCGUUUGAACCAGGCCAUCGAGAGGAACGCCUUCCUGGAAAGCGAGCUGGACGAGAAGGAGUCUCUUCUCGUAUCCGUGCAGCGGCUGAAAGACGAAGCGCGGGACCUGAGACAGGAGCUGGCAGUCCGUGAGCGGACGACGGACAGAAUGUCGGCACCGAGCUCUCCGACUUUAGACAUCGACAAUUUGGAUUCUGCAGUCCAGUCGUCUCUAUCCCUCCCAGCCACACCCGUAGGAAAGAGCGUAGAGCACUCCUUCACCAGCCCAAAAGCGUUGACCAAUGGAUGUGGCAACUCAUCCCUCACUCCUUCUGCUAGAAUCUCAGCUCUUAAUAUUGUUGGUGAUCUCCUGAGGAAAGUUGGGGCUUUGGAGUCCAAAAUCGCCGCCUGUAGGAACUUUGCCAAAGACCAGGCGGCGAGAAAGAAUUACUCCACAGACAACGGAAAACUCAUCAACAGCAACGCCAUCAAGUUCUCCCAUUCUCUACACACCACUUACUUUGACAAAACGACUGUAAAUGGAUUGGACCCCAGCUCCCUGACCUCCAUGGCGACGUCCAGAGCCGUGUCUCCACCAGGCAUGCUGCCUCUGAGAUUUCGUCUCCGUGUUAAAGGUUGGGAACACCAGCUGCUUCUGUCCUCCGGGUUCAGACCUGCACUCGAACCACCGGUUGCAGGUGUUGCUGCAGUUUUGUGUUUUCCUCUGGACAUCAAAGGACAUUUCAAGGGAACAGUUCUGCCUUUUUUUUUUAAACAGUGUUUAAUAUAUAGAUUUUUUUUAAACCAUUGUGACAUGCUCAUUUACCUCAUUCUGAUAUAAUGACAAUUAUCUGUAGUGGAUUUGUAAUAUACAUUUGGCUUUAUAAAACUCUUGCAAAAAGAUAUUCAAAACAAAAUUAAUUAUUCUUGACACGGUAUGUUAACUUUAGCUAGUGUGACUUUAUGGUCCAUUGUGGCAUUUGUGUCAUGCAGCAUAUCUGCUGGUUUGUUAUUGUCUGAACUUCAUGUUAAUUUGACUUGAUAUUUUGAUUUUUAGCUGGAUAUUGGCAAUGCAUUCACUUUUUACAUGCCAAAAUGUAGUCUAAAUUAUAAUAAAUAUUUUGCUCACAUAGUUCAUGGAUCUUUAUGUCACCAUCUCAAAGCAUAAUUUGAACCCAUUACUACUAUUUGUUUUAUAAUAUGAGAUGUCAUUUUGGGCACUCGGCGCCUGUUACUAAAGUGUAUUCUACAGUCGGUGUACAUAGCUUGUAAGGAUGGUAAUUUUGCCUACCAUAUUUGUACAUACUGACAUUUUGACAUUAAAGUCCUAUUUAUUUGAGAGUCCGUAUGGCAUGUUCAGAUAAUGAAUGGUAAAAGCCAUUGUAUUAUAUCAAAUUGUCAAAUUGUUUUAGCAAAUAAAGAUUGAGAUGUCAAAUAUCC